Molecule: messenger RNA, 8400 nt
Organism: Megachile rotundata (alfalfa leafcutting bee)
Lineage: Eukaryota; Metazoa; Arthropoda; Insecta; Hymenoptera; Megachilidae
Biological process (GO): regulation of transcription by RNA polymerase II
Cellular component (GO): nucleus
Molecular function (GO): RNA polymerase II cis-regulatory region sequence-specific DNA binding; DNA-binding transcription activator activity, RNA polymerase II-specific
Source: RefSeq, a predicted model, not a curated record
UUGUCAGAAGCACCGUGUCACUUGUCCGUGGUGAGUCGGCCCGUUGUGACCUCUCUUGCUGGACCUUGCUUGCCGCGUUGUAUUUUCCCCACCCUGUCGUCCUUUUCCCUCUCACGGGACACCGACGACCCCUUCGAGUUUUCGUCGCCUCCUUUUUUACUCGUCCGUGGUCCUUCGUCGAGCGAACACGCGUUUCGUGAUCAAGUGCUGCGACGUGGUGAUGGUGAGACAAGUGUAGAGCCACGGAGGCUGACUCGGAGGACUUGGCCUCUGGCUCUGAAACGACUGUUGUUACGGCUGUGUGACGUUUCGAGAGAGAUUCACCGGUUCGCGAGUGACCCCAUGACCCACCGUGAUCAGUGCGAUAUCUAUGGAUGUUAAGUGCCCGGACCACGUAACUCCCUGCUCUAUGAGUGUACGACGCUGACGAGGGAAGCAUGGAUUGCUCCACGAAAGUUACCGUCAAGAGCGGAUCCGAUCAGGGACACGAGAGCGAAACGCAAGCCGAUGCUGCAUCGUCUCCGUCGAGCGUGGAGCUACCAGAAAGCGCGCAUCCUUGUCCCGCGUGUCCAACGAUCCUGCCAAGUUGCAGGGAGCUGACAAACCACCUGCGUGGUCACAAUUCUCCCCGCAGCACGGAUUGCAGCGGCGAGGAGGACUACUGCUGCGGAGUGUGCAACAAGGUUCUCAGCUCGGCUAGUUCCCUGGACAGACACGUGUUGGUCCACUCCGGAGAGCGGCCGUUCAAGUGCAAAUACUGCGAGAUGGCGUUCACCACGAACGGGAACAUGAACAGACACCUGAGGACAGCGCACCGAGGCGCGUCGUUGAACAGCUGCACCGAUUCCGAGGGCAGCAGCGACUCCGAGAAGCCGCCGAAGAGGAAGCACAUCGAGGAGUACAACAACAACGAUAUCACGAAGAGGAAUUCGCCGGAUAUUAUCGACAGACAGGACAGAUCGCCCAGUCUGACGAACAAGAGAAAGUGUACCGACUAUCUAAGCGACAACGAGAAUCAGAAGAGGCACAAGAUCUUGAUGAACAACACCAGGACCGAGAUCAAGUCGUCGCCGGAUGAUAGCCAGAACGUGUACAAUUGUCCCGUGUGCGGCAGACAGGACUUCGCGACUAGCGCCCUUCUGGAAGCGCAUCUGGAAAGAAGCCAUCCUGAAUUUCCUGCGAAAUGCGAGUCCUGUAACCUGUCCUUCAAGAACCACCGAGUGCUGAAUCUGCACCGAUUCAUGAUCCACUUCGCGGACCACUCGAUAGGCAACACUGCUAGGAACCUAAGGAACUCCGUGGUGGGCUUCAACGAUCUGACCUUCGUCGACUUCUCGUCGGACAAGUUCCCUGCGAUUGCCAGGGCGAUGUGCGAACAAUCCCUGCACAGACCAGCCUCCGGAGAGGUCGCGAAGUUCCAGUGUUCCAAGUGUCUGCGAGCGUUUCCCUGCAGAUCGGCGUUGGAUGCCCACGAAGUCGACUGUGGUACGGCUAACUCUCACACGAGAGCAACAGAUGAUAGUCAAUCUAGACGAGAUAACUUUUUCGCAGGCCUGGAUUUACAAAACAAGGCUGCUUUGACGGAAGCCAAGGAGGGAAAAGAUCUGGCUGACAUUCAGAGUAUUAUAUCGGUCACGUCCGGUCCGAUACUGCAGAACUUCCCUCGGUCGGAUGCCAGUACUCCUGAGAACAACAUCAAGUAUAACUCCAGUUUAAAUUCGUCCGGUUCUUCGGGCGCGUUCUCCUCCGAGUACCACGAAGAAGAGGCUCAAGACGCGUUCGCGGCCGAGUUCAGAAAAAUGAAGCUGAAGGGAGAGUUCCCCUGCAGACUCUGCUCGGCGAUAUUCCCGAACCUGAGGGCGCUGAAGGGUCAUAACAGGGCGCACAUGGGCGUGGGACCCGGCAUGCCGUAUCCCUGUAACAUGUGUCCGUACACCAGCACCGACAAAGCCACCCUGGUCAGACAUUUGAGGUCUCACAACGGCGACAGGCCGUACGAAUGCUCUCUCUGCAAUUACGCUUUCACCACGAAGGCGAACUGCGAGCGUCACGUGAGGAACAGACACGGUAAACUAACCAGGGAGGACAUCAAGAGCGUGCUGAUCUAUCAUCCGAACGAGGACUCGACGAACGAGAACGUGGAGAGGAGUUCACCGAGAGUGAUGAAGGAGAGCGACGCUAGGAAGAGUUUAGUUUACCCCAACGAACGCUCCGAGUUCCAACAUCAGGCUCAGGUGCACUAUCCUCCGUCCAUGGAGGUCAGAGGGGACAUCAGAAUAAUAGAGGAGGCCAAGUUGCACAAUUCCGCGAUAUCGAUGCACAACGCUGCGGCGAAUCACUUCGAGAAGAGCGACGCAUUCUCGAGACCCAGCCAGCCGAUCGAGCUGACGCAGCGGAGCUUCGAGGACACGAAGUCCACGCAGGACACCAAGUCGGACUACUCGAAGCUGGACGAGGAUCUGGAGUCGAGGUCGUCGGAGGGCAGCGUGUCCCUAGUCAGUGAUACCAAAUCAGAUUCGCACCAAAGAAUACAAGCUAGUCCGAUGAACCUGAAGAAGGGUUUGAACGUGUCGGAGAACGCUGCCGGGGAGGAUGGCCCCUUGGACCUCUCCAUGGACGUCCUUGACCUCAGCAAGAAGUCGAAGGACAAGGACGAGGGCGACUUCGCCGCGUCGCACGAGCAGUUCGGAAAGAACCAGAAGGACUUGUACAACGCCACUAGUCAACUGUUGCUAACCGAGGCCCUGUUGAAAGCCGGCCAGGGUACCUCUCAGCCCACGUCGCUGGAAGCCCUGUACGCGAACGCGAUUUACAGAAACUUUGGGACGUUCGGCGCCAGCGUGGGGGCGGGAAUUUUGCCACCGUACAUGUUCAACCCCCACGUGUUCGGCCAGGAUUUCUCGAUGAAGGAGAGACUGCAGAAGGAGUUGGUCAGAGGACUGCAGUUGACCAGCGGCGGCACUCUGGUCGAGCCGGCUAUCGGUGCCACGGGAUUCUCGGCCUUCGCUCAAAGGGACAUAAACUCGCAAUCGUCGAGCGAUCAGAACGACUACGCGAAGCUGAUCUCCGCGAAGAUGGCGAACAAAGCUCUAUCGAAUCGCGACAAACCCGACAUCCCCUCCUCAAACUCGGUGAAGAUGGUGAUCAAGAACGGGGUACUGAUGCCCAAACAGAAACAGAGACGAUACAGAACCGAGAGGCCAUUCACUUGUGAACACUGUUCGGCGAGGUUCACUUUGAGAAGCAACAUGGAGAGACACAUUAAACAACAGCAUCCGCAGCACUGGAGCCAGAGACCCAGAGGAGGACACUCCACCAGAGGAAGACCUCCUUCAAGUCAUCCCACGUUGCUGCAGAAUCUUGGACAGCCUGCUUCGUCUCAGGUGCCUCAAUCGUACACGAAAAUCCUGCCAAAGGUCGAGCCGUCUGCUAACUCGGACUUCGCGAAGCAUCCCAUUUCCGAUCAGGUGAAGUACGCGAUCCUGGCACAGCAGCUGAAGGCCAACAAGGUGGAGGAGAACGAUUCUGAAGAGGAGCUCGUGAUCGACGAGGAUCCUCAGGAUAAGGACGGUCAAGAAUCUCAGGAUCAGAAGGAGAAGAGCUUGCUGAGAGGGCAGUUGGAAGGUGCAGAGCCUUCCAAGGACAGCGUGAUACGGGACGAGGCUGAAGAGUCGACGAAAGACGCCUCGGAAACGGGAAACGCCGAAUCGGCGAACAACGAGAACGCCGAUGCCGACGACGCGAAGGCGUCGGAUUCCGAGAGGCCCGCUGACAGCGAGAACUCGCAGGAACAGGUGCAGAAUCGACCGUUCAAGAUGGAGACCGAAGACAAAAGCGAGAAGGCGGAAGACGGCGUGACAGAUCUCGCGAGCGUUUCCGAGCUGCUGGAUAACGCUUCUCAACAGUACCAACAGUUUCAGCCUCAAUAUCUGAGCGACGAAGAAGGACUGGUAGCUUCUCACAGCGACUGCAACAACUCCGGCAGCGACGACAAGUCUGACUCCGUGAACUCGCUGAAUUCCGUCAGCAUCUCGUCCAAAAAGAAGAAGAAGAAAAAGAAGAAGAAGAAGAAGUCCGCGUACUCGAUGGCUCCGAACCGUGUCAUAUGUCCGUACUGCGAACGACCUUUCCCCUGGACAUCGUCCCUCAGGAGACACAUCCUCACGCACACGGGACAGAAACCAUACCAGUGCAUGCACUGCUCGCUGCUGUUCACUACCAAGUCGAACUGCGAUCGCCAUCUGUUGAGGAAGCACAAGGCGAACCCCAACAAGGUUCGUCGCGCCAGGAACUCCUCUUCUCCAGACUCCCAGGCGGUCAUCAGUAACAACAACUCCUUCUCCAUGAGAAACGUGCCCGAGAGGCCGUACAAGUGCAACCAGUGUCCCAGCUCGACCUUUUCCACGCUGGGCAACUUGAAAAAGCACCGUUCGACGAAACACGCUCGCAAAAUGAAGUCGAGGUCAGACACUCCGUCCAGCGAGCCCCAGAACAGUCCUCAGGAGUGCACGAAACAGAACGAGCAGACCGAUUACGACAGCCAGUCGUCCAGCGUGUCUGAGAGCAUGGAGACUUCCUCCGUUCCAGGACUUGCAAAAUCGAACUCCAACACUUCACCGUCCACCAACGAUACGUCAAGAUCGAGGAGACCCUCGCCAAGAUCCUCGCCCGGACCCAGCGACGUUCCCUUCAAGUGUCACUUGUGCGAUUGCGGGUUCGCAGAGCGACAAGACUGCUUAGAGCAUAUCAAGGCGAACCAUAAACGGUCCUACGAGAUGCUGGUGGCGAAAGGUGCGCUGGAUAUGGACAUCGACACGGUGGAAGACCAGCAGCAACCUCCACCGCAACAACAGACCAGCGACGGAGAGGAGAAGAGGGGACGUUUCCCGGAUUAUAGUAACAGAAAGGUGGUCUGCGCAUUCUGCAUGAGGCGAUUCUGGUCCGCGGAGGACCUUCGACGUCACAUGAGGACACACACCGGCGAGAGGCCGUUCUCGUGCGAUAUCUGCUGCAGAAGGUUCACCCUGAAGCACAGCAUGCUGCGUCACCGGAAGAAGCACGAGUCCAUCGACUCGACGAUGUACGUUGGCACCAGUGGCGACGAGGAGAACUCGCCCACUCAACCACCUACGAUCACGCCUAGAACGCAACAGCAAACGCCGGUAUUACUAGGGGCAAAUGCGGGAAAUCCCCAGAUUCCUGAUCGAAUCUCGUUGUCGAGCAUCGCUCCAGUCGCUACCGGUGAUGCGACACCCAGUGGACUGAUAAGAUUGAAUCCGUACAAGAAGCUGACAACUCUGACCGGGAAACUGGCGAGUAUCCCGCAGAACGUGAAUCCAGACGCGACCGAGAGCACGGAUAACGAUUUAAUUUCGAAUCUUCUUGGGAUAAGAGACAAGAGCUUCAUCGACCGGGUGUUGCAAGCGUCCGCCGACGAUGCUGCUAAACUGUUGGGAGUGAAACGCAGCCACGAAUAAAGCAACCUGCAUCUUGUUGGUUUUCGAAUAUUUCACAUUUGUGCCUUAGGUUCCUCCCCCUUCGUCUAAACCAGUGAGUCAAUCUGUGCAAAAUAGAGUUAGUCAAAAUUACUGUAGUCAGCUGCUUGGAUCUUGAGAGCUAGCCUUUUCGAUUAGCAUCGAUGGGCCUCGUAGAAAUGUUGACGCAUCGAUGAAUGUUCACUGUACAAAAACGGUUGUUACGACCACUCUUUAUAAGGUCAUUGAGUUGUUAUAACAAUUCCUAUCAAAGUACGUGAACAUUCAUUCGAUGACGACAGAUCUGCCACUCUGAGUAGUUUGAUGAACUAAAAAAAACGAUUUGUUGUGUUUUAUUUAUUAAAUAUUUAUAUUUGUGUCUAAUUUUGUUUUAACUGAAAGCAUAGUAUUUUGUCGAUGAAUUGUUAAAAUUUGGUCAUUUUAAUAUUACUUUUUUAACUGGAUAUCAUAGAUCAAGUUAAGAGAAACACUUCGUUUCGGACUCUCCGUACUAAUUCAAUAGUUCGACGUUAGUAAUCAUUUUCAAGAUAUCGUUUUAUGACAUUGUUCGAAGAAGUCGGGAGGAACAUGUUGUAUGUGGGUUACGAAAGAGCCACUUUUGCUUUUCUACAUCUUCAUCCGUAAGACCAGAGGGUCGCUGUUCGUUCUUUCCGUCGAUUACGUGCCUACCUUUCGCAUCUUUUUUUUCCUACACGAAGCGCCAGGACUGUGCGUAUUUUGUAUUAUGUACAUACAUGUAACCUUGCCAAUACAAGGAUGAGCGAACACAGAGGGAAAAAAUUAUACGAAUGAGCCCGUCGAGUAUGGGAGAACGUCGUCAAUGAUGAAGUAUUAACAGCGUUCUCCGUUAAUCGAUCGGACCGUACUGAAACCCAAAGAUACAUUUUACACAACGAAUUAAGUUAGCCAUAUAUAAUACGUACUUCUAUUUAUUGUUUGUCACGGUAUUUAGCAGCCGAGGAAGAAAUGACACUUUCCCGUCGAAAUAUAUAUAUAUAUUUUUUUUUCACUGACGAGAAUAAAGUCUCGAAACGACCGACAGGAUCGAGCAACGGUACAUUACCGACCAAGCUCUCGGCCGAUAAUCGUCUCCGUUCUUGUCGGUAAACGUGCAAAAUCGAAAAAUACGCAAGUAGAGCAAUAUAGUAAAAAAAAAGUUUAUCAUGACUAUUAUAUAUAUAAAAAUAUAUAUAUAUGUAAUAAUCGAUUUUUAUUCCGUCGCGUAAAGAUUACUUGUAUAUAGAUAGUCUAAUUGAACACUUUUGGUAGGCGUUAAUGAGUUUUCCGAACAAGGAGACGAUAUUUAAAAUGCAAUUAUACCAAAUAAAUCGGCAUCGGUUCGCGCGUUGAAAUCGACGUCGCUUAAUCGAUCGCUGCGAUGCGAACCGACCGAUAAAAGAUUUAUAUCUCCUGAUCGUGAUAUGUACUUUUCCUUUCCAAUUUCUUCUCUUCUUUGCGGCUCUUGUUUUCUCGUUCACCGUAUGAUCUCUCUUGCAUCACACGAGUACACGAAUAAUUUAACGUACUUCUAUCUUUGUCCCUAUACAGAAAAUCUCUGACCCAUUUCUAUUGCGUCUCUCUCUUUUUAAGCUCACUGUAUUUAUUCUUUUAUAGAAACGAACGACUUGCGUGAGUCGACGCGCGCUCAUCGAGAAGCCGACGAUACGAAUUUGCUCGGGGUGCUUUCCGUUUCAUUUUUAAAGUGCCGUCGAUAGUAUUUGGGGUAUCUCCUCGAUGUUGCGUUAUGCAUUCGUCGUGCGUAACAUAUUUAUUGCGAAUAAAUUGCGUGUGUAUAAUUUUUGCCGAAAUCGCGACGAUGUCGGAUCAUUGUACGAUUCGUUGCGCGACGAUUACACCGUCGAACGGGAGUGGUAGUUAAACCCUCAUAAUUUUUAGGAUAGGAAAGUCAAAUAUAGUUAUAUAUAUACAUAUAUAUAUACGAACGUGUUCAAUGAAAAUUCUUGUUAAUCCCGCGAACAUCGAGAAUAAUGCGACCUAAUUGCGAACCAUGUAAACCGUACGCGUGUAAAUAUAGAAGUAUCGAAUCGAGUUUGCGAUUACGCUCGAAGUUUAAGGUAUAUCAACGAUUUGUAUAUGUCUCUUGUGUCAACGGUGUAUUUAAUAUAAAUACCGCAACUGACCGUAACUUUAGGAAAAUCAAAACGUAUAAUAUUAGCUUUGUUCUUUGUACAAUUGCACGGAAAACACCCCGUAGUGAUUCGUUUGCUCUGAACCGGUGUUUCUUCGGCGCUGCAGGAAGGGGCAAAUCUAGAUAUUAUUCGACCUUUUCAAAUUUAAUCGGUAGAAUUUAAGGGGACUUUGACGCUAUUGGACGCUACGGUUGGGGCUGUAGCAGUUGACAAUAUAGUGGGUCUUGCAUGGAAACAUUGUAAAUUCGAAAAUUUAGUUUCUACAACUGUGAAAAUAUUUAGUCAUAAUUCAUUUAGUGAUACUUAGUAUUAAAAUCUGAUACUAGUUGAAAUAAUUUUAGUUUACAUAUAUCUUUAGAUUUCAUAACAUUUGGAUCUGCCACUUGCGCAAAGGUACUUCUCAAGGAUACAUGAUAAGUUUUUCUUUCUCAUAGUUUUCUUAAAGAGAAUUCGAUCUAGAUUAUUGGAAAUUAUCUUUGGAAGAAAAGAGGAAACACCGUUUCAGAUCUUAUUCACACGUUUCCACGUCGGUGUAGCGCAACAUGUCGGUUAAGUCUGCGUGCAAAAUAAGAGUAUGGAAACAUGUAAAUGAUAAAGAUCUAUUUAUUAAAGAGGCGAAAUAUGUUUGAAUCCUUGGAGUGAUGUUUUUCUUGAUUCGUUUCAGAAGAAUUUAAGCUAUGGAGUAAUUAUUGUAACGCACGUGUACAAGAUUUUAUGUUGUAUCCUUGUUUAAACUUGGCUAUGAAUAAGAAUAU